UUUGCUUGGUUUUUAUUCUGAAAUAAGAUUUUUUUUUUUCAGACAGGUUUAAGCUCUGGGUUCUGCAGCAGCAUCAUUCAUUGGUCUGAAGUUUUGUUCGAUUACAGGGAAGUUCUGCAUUGAAAAGUUCGCAUGUUAAUAAUAUUCUAACAUGCAAAGUGAACAAAAAAAAAAAAAAAACUCCCCAUUCAGUAAUUAUAGUCUUGGUUAUAGUUAAAAAUGAAAUUUGGGUACUUUUUAAGUUAAAAGUUUUAGCCAAUUUUGCUUUAAAUUCAUAUAUAUUUUUCUGAAUAUUGUUUAUUAUUUAUAAACUUAUAGUUGUUAAAUGCAUUGUUAUAAGCGGUUUAGUGUUAUAUCAUGUUCAAAUGAAAUUUGUCUUUGAAUAUUUUAUUGAAUUUUUUUAGUGGAUAAACGAAAAUGUAUAGACAUUUACUUCUGUAGAACAAAUUCCAAGAUGACGAGAAAUUUCCGCUCUCCUACUAAGCAACAUCCUCAGCAAACAAUAAAAUAACAAAUUUAUUUAACUAAAUCCCCAAAUAUUUAAUCCUAAAAGGCAAAAAAAAAAAAAAAAAGGGACCCAGCAUCAGAGUAGUCAAAUAAAAAACAAAGAAAAAAAAAGGAACACUCGAAGAAAAAGACUGUAAGUCCCAGCCUCAGAAUAGUCAACACUGGUUAUUAUUUAUUUAUUUUUCUUCUUAUUUAGAUUUAGAGACCAAAAAGAAAAACAUCCAAAAUCCCGGAAUUCAAAGCUGCAUUUAGGUACCCUUUCUUCUUUUUCUUUAUGUUUACUUUUUCAUUUUUGCUUUACUGUGGAAUAUUUGCUUACUACUGAGUUCAUUUCACUUUUAAUUUUGAUAUAUGCAUUUAGGUUCAUGUCUGAUUUUUAUUUCUCUCUCCUUUGUUGUGUAUACCACUAUACACCUGACACACAAAUAUCUGAAAUUCUGAAACAAAAUCAAGAAUGGAAAAACUAAAUGACUCUGUAUAUAUACUUUUUAUUGAGUUGGUGUCACAAAGUCAAUUGGACACCAAUUGUGUCUAAUUCAAUUAGUAAAUUACGAAAAUAUUCUUACUUUAUGAGUUAUUUUUAAGGUGUUUUUAUCAUUUUAUAUAGUAAAAUAGAAAAACAUACACAAUAGCAUUUUGAACCUAGGCUUUUAUAAUUUUUCAAUAUUUGUAUUUUACCAUGCAACCAAAGCUUUAGUUGUCAUUUAUACUAGGUUUUUAUAAAUAUGUUUGUCACAUUGUGAAUGUGACAGUGUUACUUUUUGCUUGAAUUAAGAGUGUGUAUUAUUACUUAAAGUUACUGACAAGCUAGGAAUGAUCAAACCGUAAUGGCUCCAAAAAGUUUUUAAACCCCGUAUACUUCAUUAUAUGUUUGCCUAAAUCUUGUCAUGUCAAUUCAAUAACAUUAGUUUAUUUGUUUUUGUAUCUCAGGUGGGACUAAAUGUCUAACACCUGAUGAAUUUAUUAUAAUCUUGUCCUCUUUCUUACUUUUUGUCUCUCUUGACUCUUUUGUUUUUUUUUUGAAACAGAUUAUACGGAGAUGUCUUUGUUAGAAACACUUCUUAGAGACAUUUCCUCUUUCUUAAAUUUGUCAUCUUCGGAGAACAUUAACUCAGAACCAGUUCAGAAAUACUACCAGGGAGCAGAAGAGAUACUAAAGGUGUUGAAGCCCAUAAUUCUUAAUGCAAUCUUUGAUUCAGAAAUUACCUCUGAUGAAGUGCUUAGCAAGGAAUUUAAAGAAUUAGGUGUCUCUGUAGAAGAACUGCUACAGCAAUUUGAAAGAUGGCAACCCCUUUCGAGUAAAGCUUACUUUGUUCUGCAAGUUGAGUCAUUGAUAUCAGAGAUUCGAAAUUCUUGCUUGGACAUAUUCCGGGUCUUAAAGUCUUCCCAUCAGCAUCUUCCUUAUGAAUUGAGUUCAGCAUCUCUCGAGCUCCACUUGCAGAAAAUUAAGCAUGUAGGAUAUGAACAAACGUCAUCUGUCAUUAAGGAAGCAAAAAGGGAUCAAGUGGGUAAUUUUGGGCCAAGCUCAGAAAUACUAUUGAGAAUUGCUGAGAGCUUGAGCUUGAAUUCAAACAUGGAGGUUCUGAUAGAGGCUGUUGCCCUUGAAAAGUUGAAGGAGAACACUGCACAAGCUGAAAAACUUGCAGAAGUUGAUUGUAUUGAUCAGCUUAUUGCUCUUAUAACUAACAUGCAUCAUUGCCUUUUCUUAAAAAAACAAUCUCCGACCUGUAGCUCAGUUCCCACACCUCUUGAUUUCAUCUGCCCCCUUUCCCUAGAGCUAAUGACUGAUCCGGUGAUUGUGGCAUCAGGACAAACCUAUGAGCGGUCUUUCAUCAAGAAAUGGUUUGAUCUUGGGCUCACCGUGUGCCCCAAGACAUGGCAGACUUUGGUUCAUACCCUUUUUAUACCUAAUUACACAAUGAAGGCACUGAUUGCAAACUGGUGCGAGUUAAACAAUGUGAAGUUGCCUAAUCUCGUGGAGUCCACUUUAAAUCAGGUCUAUCCGCCUCGUGCAACUAAGGUUAAGAAGUUGGUUGAGGACUUGAAGAGUAAAUCCAACAAUGUGAAGUUGCCUGAUCUCGUGGAGUCCACUUUAAAUCAGGUCUAUCCGCCUCGUGUAUCUAAGGUUAAGAAGUUGGUUGAGGACUUGAAGAGUACAUCAACUGAUACUCAAAGGGUGGCCACAGCUCAACUCCGGUUACUUGCCAAGCAGAAUAGGGAUAAUCGGAUUAUAAUAGCAAACUGUGGGGCGAUUAUCUUGUUAGUUGAUUUACUUAAUUCACCAGAUACAAAGACUCAGGAAAAUUCUGUUACAGCACUUCUCAACCUAUCAAAUAUUGAUAACAACAAAACAGCAAUUGCUGAUGCAAAUGCUAUUGAGCCUCUGAUUCAUGUGCUCAAGACAGGAAGUCCUGAAGCUAAAGAAAACUCGGCUGCCACUCUCUUCAGUCUUUCAGUCAUUGAGGAUAACAAAGUCAGGAUCGGAAGGUCUGGGGCAAUCAGGCCUCUUGUUGAUUUGCUGGGAAAUGGUACUCCUCGAGGAAAGAAAGAUGCAGCGACAGCCUUGUUUAAUCUAUCAAUAUUUCAUGAAAACAAGGCCCGAAUUGUAAAAGCCGGUGCUGUAAGAUACCUUGUCCAUUUGAUGCACCCAGCAGCUGGAAUGGUCGAUAAGGCAGUAGCUGUUUUGGCAAGUCUUGCUACAACUUUUGAAGGGAGGACUGCAAUUGGGCAGGAGGGUGGAAUUCCCUUACUGGUUGAGGUUGUUGAAUUGGGUUCAGCAAGAGGAAAGGCAAAUGCUACUGCUGCUCUUUUACAGCUCUGCACAAACAGUAGUAGGUUUUGCAUGAUGGUGCUGCAAGAAGGAGCUGUUCCACCACUAGUGGCAUUGUCCCAGUCCGGCACCCAGAGAGCCAAAGAGAAGGCACAGGCACUUCUGAGCUACUUCCAAAGGCACUAUCGAAUAUUCAGAUCGAUUUGAAUGUAAGCUAUUGCUUAGUUUCUUUGCAGGCAAGCAAGUUCUGAAAAUUUAUGAUCUAUUUAUUUCCCUUUAUUUUGUUAUUGAUUAGUUGAGUUUCAACUUAAUUGAAAAAUUGCCAAAAAUUUGUAACAAAUAUUAUUAUGAGUGUGUUUUGGCCUUUGCAUAUUUUUAUAUAUAAUUUAGAAAAAUACAUAUAUAGGAUAAGGUCAGACACCGUAAUCUUUUAACAUAUUUAAUUUUACCCUUUCAAUCAAAGCAUUAUUUGAGUUUGAUAUGUA
This is a messenger RNA of Gossypium arboreum, 3762 nucleotides long. RefSeq names its product U-box domain-containing protein 4-like. Bases 1547 to 3484 code for a protein of 645 amino acids. NCBI's taxonomy places the organism in Eukaryota, Viridiplantae, Streptophyta, Magnoliopsida, Malvales, Malvaceae. The record is from RefSeq and is a predicted model, not a curated record. Gene Ontology annotation, cellular component: nucleus; cytoplasm. Gene Ontology annotation, molecular function: ubiquitin-protein transferase activity; protein binding. Gene Ontology annotation, biological process: protein ubiquitination. The transcript is spliced from 4 exons.